AUGAGCACUAGUGCUAAGCUUAGUGAAGACCUUACUGAUAAGUCUGUGGAUCAAACUCUUUAUCGAAGUAUGAUUGGAAGUUUAUUGUACCUUACUGCAAGCGGACCUGACAUUUCCUACAGUGUAGAAGUUUGUGCACGUUUUCAGGCAAAUCCAAAAGAAUCUCAUCUGGAAGCUGUCAAGAGGAUCAUCAGAUAUGUGUCAGGUACUACUUCAUGUGGUAUAUACUAUACUUUUGAGACUAAUGUGGAAAUUGCAGGGUACUCUGAUUCUGAUUGGGGAGGAAACUUGAAAGAUAGGAAAAGCACAUCUGGAGGUUGUUUCUUCAUUGGAAACAAUAUGGUUGCUUGGCAUAGCAAGAAGCAAAACUACAUCUCCCUUUCUACUGCUGAGGCUGAGUAUGUAGCUGCGGGUAGCUGCUGCACUCAGAUGAUCUGGAUGAAGCAAAUGCUUCGAGAUUAUGGAAUUCCUCAAGAUUAG
Messenger RNA from Rosa rugosa (rugosa rose), 480 nucleotides. Its product is annotated as secreted RxLR effector protein 161-like. NCBI's taxonomy places the organism in Eukaryota, Viridiplantae, Streptophyta, Magnoliopsida, Rosales, Rosaceae. The record is from RefSeq and is a predicted model, not a curated record. The transcript is spliced from 2 exons. The coding region runs from base 1 to 480 and encodes 159 amino acids.